Molecule: messenger RNA, 945 nt
Organism: Anoplopoma fimbria (sablefish)
Lineage: Eukaryota; Metazoa; Chordata; Actinopteri; Perciformes; Anoplopomatidae
Exons: 7
Coding region: 1-945 (314 amino acids)
Source: RefSeq, a predicted model, not a curated record
AUGGGGAAACAUAAUCCUGGACGUCUUGCUGCAAUAGUUGUGUCUGUUGUUGGCUUUGCAAUAAGUUUGGUGUUCAAUGGGCUGUCUGUAGUUGGGAUUGGUCCUUAUGAUACCACCACGGCCAAUGUGUCUGCAGUGUUUGACACCCAGAUCACACCUUCAGGAUGGACUUUUAACAUCUGGAGCAUUAUCUACGUCUGGCUGAUAGCAAUGAUUAUAUACAUCGUUGCAGGACUUUUCAGAAAGAAUGGUUAUGGCUAUGUUUACUGCAGUCCUGCAGUGUUGCCUUAUGGAUUUUUCAUUAGCUGGUGCAUCAAUCUGUGUUUCAAUAUUGGCUGGCUGCUUGUUUGGGACCAAGGAGUGAUGAUCGCUGCACUGGUUUUUCUCUUCCUGGUCAUCUGCACAAACUACUCCAUGAUAUGCUUCAUCUGCCAUGGACUUCAUGUUUAUGGAGCCUGGCUUAAGAAAUACCACAAAGCAGACCUGUGGCUCCUCCGUGUGCUGGUUCAGAAUGGUGUGAUGAUAUACACAACAUGGACUACGAUUGCUACACUAAUCAACCUGAGCAUUGUACUGACUUAUGAUGUAAAGAUGUCCCCAACGGAUGCUGCAACCGUCUCGUACUCUGUUUUGGCUGUCGUGCUGCUAGUGUGGUUUGUUUUGGAAAACUUUGUCCUUGACAAACACGUGCGGUACAUCCUCAUCAACUACCCGGUUGUGAUCUGGGCGCUGUGUGGAAACCUGGACAAGAACUACGAUGCUGAAUCGCCCAGCCGUAAUGGCAUCUUCAUUGUUGUGCUGCUGGCUGUAGCUUCUGUGCUGUUUGUCAUUCGGAUUGUUUUGGUGGUUUGGAGACACAUCAGACAGCCGCUCUACACAGACGUCAAUCCAGAAGCCAUGGAACCAACAGGGAUUGCUGGAAAGCAGAAAAAGAUAUUUCGCUAA